This is a messenger RNA of Tachysurus fulvidraco (yellow catfish), 1608 nucleotides long. RefSeq lists its product as uncharacterized. The record is from RefSeq and is a predicted model, not a curated record. The coding region runs from base 62 to 742 and encodes 226 amino acids. Lineage: Eukaryota; Metazoa; Chordata; Actinopteri; Siluriformes; Bagridae. The transcript is spliced from 8 exons.
UUCAGCUACAGAUGUGACUGCUACCCCACUCCACGUCUCUGAUCAUCACCUGAUUUGUAUCAUGACUGAUAUUUUCACCAUCACCUACAUCAUCAACUUUGUCUGUCAAGACCAUUUUUCUAAAAAUGGUUACACUUAUCCAGUGUCCCCUAACAUACCGUCUGCUGUUCUUCAAAACAAGGACUGUGAGAAAGCCUGGUACAGGAAGGCUCCAGGUGAUGGGUCGGAGUUGGAGUACUUGUCAGAUGGACAACUUCAUGUAAACCAAAGCAGACACCCGCUGGUUGUUGAUGUGAGCGAGAAAAAUAUCACAAUCAAAGAAUGCAUCGAGCUUCGCCAUAACGUAACGUGUCAUGGAUCGAAUGAAAAGCUUCGGCACCUUUACCAAGUCACUGACCACAACUCCAACUCCCCCAACGCCAACUCCGCCAAUGCCCCCCUCACUACCAUCUGGAUUAUCAUCUCUAUCAUCAUCUCCAUCACCAUCAUCAUCAUCACUGGGAUUAUAUUCUGGAGAAGAUUGAGAGGCUGCUGUAAACAAACAGAAGAACAGAAUGACAACCCAAACCGUGACCAUGAUGUAAGUGCUGAUCAGAAUGGUGAUGCUGUGAGGAUGCCGAUACAAGAUCAGACAUCAGAGAGUGAUGAAGGACCUCGAUUACGAAGUAACCAAAAUAACGGGGAUUGUGUUAUGGUGAACAUGAACGACUUUGAAAAUGACGGGAUGAAGAAAUGUAGAUGAUCAAACUGCUGAAGACGAUCAACGUUGUUCCAGUGGAGGAGUUUCCAGAGCCUUCUGUCAUUCAGUGAGGAUUAUGGUUCAGCUUCAGUGCCUCUGUCCUUCCUGCACUUGUCUUUUCUGUCACUGCACUUUUCCAUGACCUUUUUUUAAUUUUUUUUAAUCUUUUCUCAGAUAUGAAGUAGAUAAAACAAUAGAUUUCAAUCCAAAGUGCAAUGUUUUUAUACAAAUCUGUUAAUCUUACAAUGCAAAACUUUUCAGACUUUGUAGCAAUUUUGUGAAGCUCAUAAUUCUGUUAGAAAACAUCACGUAUUAAAAAGGGUGAAAACUGAAUUUUAUACAAGUUCUGGUCAAGUAACUACAGUAUUUUUAAAACUGUCCAUUAAUCUUGUACUGUUAAUUAAAAUUUACAGAACCAAAUAUCUGUAUUCUAUAAUUUAAAUUAUAAUUCCUGUUCUCUACUAAUAGAAAUAAGAGAUUAUUAUAGAGAUUAUUUUGAUAUUUAAAGAAUAUUUAUUUUAUUUUUUUGUUAAUAUUCCUUCACAAAAUUCCAUGCUGGCAUUAAGAUAUGUGUGGAUUUAUUUAUUUAUUUACAAAUGAAGGAGCACUUUAAAUCUCUGAAGGUAUCAUUAAUGUGCUGGUGAUGUUUUAAUACAACAUAGUAAAUAAAAUAGAAUUUAUAAUCUGAAAAUCUGAAUUUUUUUUAGAAUCUUUUCACUGAGUAGUGGUGAUGUUUUUAGCACAAUUAUGAUCAGCAAUUUUAAGCUUUAAUCAAACAGCAAGUGAACAUCUGUUUCUUCUGACCAAGCUUUAAUCUGUAACUUUACUCUUUAAUUUCUGUCAUCUUUUUAAAUAAAAACACAAACCCA